Cajanus cajan (pigeon pea) is the source of this 2627-nucleotide messenger RNA. It is a transcript of the gene ARF1, whose product is annotated as auxin response factor 1. Gene Ontology annotation, molecular function: DNA binding. Gene Ontology annotation, cellular component: nucleus. Gene Ontology annotation, biological process: regulation of DNA-templated transcription; response to hormone. NCBI's taxonomy places the organism in Eukaryota, Viridiplantae, Streptophyta, Magnoliopsida, Fabales, Fabaceae. The record is from RefSeq and is a predicted model, not a curated record.
GGAAGUAAGGAUCGUGUGGUGCGGUGCACAGAAUUAGAAAGAGAGGGGUGGUGUCGGCUUGAACCAAACACGACCUUAUCGGCGAUCCAAUUCCUAAACCCUACCCGCAAUUCUGCUGCUCGCUGGAGUGGAUCCAUCCCAGUUAGGGCAAAUUCCUCUCUUCGACAUGGCUUCCGCUGCGCCAGGUGCAACCAAUGAUGCACUGUACAAGGAAUUGUGGCAUGCCUGUGCUGGUCCUCUUGUCACUCUUCCGUGUGAAGGGGAGAGAGUUUAUUACUUCCCGCAAGGUCAUAUGGAACAGCUCGAGGCAUCUAUGAAUCAGGGAUUGGAGCAGCAAAUGCCUUCCUUUAAUCUGCCUUCUAAAAUAUUAUGUAAAGUCGUCAAUGUUCAUCUUCGAGCUGAACCUGAAACAGAUGAAGUAUAUGCUCAAAUAACUUUGCUUCCUGAAGCAGAUCAAAAUGAGGUGAUGAGUCCUGACGAUCCUCUGCCCGAACCUGCAAGAUGUACAGUCCAUUCAUUUUGCAAGACACUCACUGCUUCUGACACUAGCACUCAUGGAGGUUUCUCCGUUCUUCGGAGACAUGCAGAUGAUUGUCUGCCACCACUGGAUAUGACUCAGCAGCCACCCUGGCAAGAAUUGGUUGCAACUGAUCUGCAUGGGAAUGAAUGGCAUUUUAGGCAUAUCUUUCGAGGGCAACCCAGACGCCACUUACUGACCACUGGGUGGAGUGUCUUUGUCAGUUCCAAAAAAUUAGUGGCUGGUGAUGCAUUUAUAUUCUUAAGAGGUGAAAAUGGAGAAUUGCGAGUUGGAGUUAGGAGGCUCAUGAGACAGCAAAACAACAUGCCAUCUUCUGUUAUAUCCAGCCACAGUAUGCAUCUGGGUGUUCUGGCCACUGCUUCUCAUGCCAUUGCCACUGGAACAUUGUUUUCUGUAUUUUAUAAGCCCAGAACAAGCCGGUCUGAGUUUAUUGUGAGUGUCAACAAGUAUCUUGAAGCUCAAAGUCAUAAACUUUCUGUUGGGAUGAGAUUCAAAAUGAGAUUCGAGGGCGAUGAAGUUCCUGAAAGAAGGUUCAGUGGUACAAUUGUGGGUGUUGGAGAUAAUAAAUCGUCAGUCUGGGCUGAUUCUGAGUGGCGAUCAUUAAAGGUUCAAUGGGAUGAACCAUCAUCUAUUUUGCGUCCUGAUAGAGUUUCUUCAUGGGAAUUGGAGCCACUUGUGUCUACCCCUCCUACAAACUCCCAGCCAUCCCAAAGAAACAAGAGGUCACGACCUCCCAUUCUAUCUUCAACAAUGCCUGAUUCUUCUCUGCAAGGCGUAUGGAAAUCACCAGUUGAAUCUGCACCUUUCUCUUAUCGUGACCAUCAACAUGGCCGAGAUGUCUAUUCAUCACCCAAAUUCAAUUCGACUGCAACUGGAUUUCUUGGUUUUGGUGGGAAUUGCUCUGCUUCCAACAAGUCAAUAUAUUGGUCUAGUAGGAUGGAAAAUUCUACAGAAUCUUUUUCACCUGUAGCACUUCAAGAAUCUGGAGAGAAGAGACAAGGAACUGGAAAUGGCUGUAGGCUCUUUGGGAUUCAGUUACUCGAGAAUUCUAAUGAAGAAAGUCUACCAAUGGUUACCUUAUCAGGAAGGGUGGGUGAUGAUGGCCCCCUCCCAUCUUUGGAUGCUGAGUCUGACCAGCAUUCUGAACCAUCAAAUGUUAAUCGAUCUGAUAUCCCUUCAGUAAGCUGUGAUGCUGAAAAGUCAUGCCUGCGGUCUCCUCAGGAGUCACAGAGCAGGCAAAUAAGAAGCUGCACAAAGGUUCAUAUGCAAGGUAUGGCUGUUGGAAGGGCUGUGGAUUUAACACGGUUUGAUGGAUAUGAGGAUCUGCUGAGAAAAUUGGAAGAGAUGUUUGACAUCAAGGGUGAGCUAUGUGGAUCCACAAAAAAAUGGCAGGUCGUGUACACUGAUAAUGAAGAUGAUAUGAUGAUGGUUGGGGAUGAUCCAUGGCUUGAAUUUUGUAGCAUAGUGAGGAAAAUUUUUAUCUACACUGCAGAGGAGGUGAAGAAGCUUUCACCCAAAAUAGGAAUUCCAAUCAAUGAAGAAGUUAAACCUAGCAAAAUGGAUUCUGAAGCAGUUGUCAAUCCUGAGGAUCAGUCAUCUAUUGUGGGGCCUGAUUGCUGAUGUUCUUGGUCUUCCAAUAUUUUAGCUUUUAUAUACAAGAUAUUGGCAUGAAAGUAGGAUGUAGAACGUGAGAGAAACGAGAAUCAACCUGACAAGCAUUUCAUCAUGGCCUGUAGGAGCAUAUAGUUGGUGUGUUAUGCAUCAAUACAGGAGCAACAUGAUAGCACCAAAGCGGAUGGCUGGUGUCAUAUAAUGCUGUUUGAUCCACCUUGAAAGAUAGGCUUGGGGGUAUUGUGGCUUUUCUAUUUCUCUCGUAGCUCCGUUUUCACCUAGUCUCAAGGCCCUUGCUUGUUCAGUUUUAUAUGGGCUUGGAGCAUGAAGAAACGUCUUUCGGUUAAGUAUCUUACUGUGCAUUUUUUUUUGGCUAUAUUGUAAUUCACUUGAUGUGAUCAUCUUAUUUCUGUAUAUAUAACUUUUAUUAUAUACAUACUAUUUAAUGUAUGUAUACCGAGCCAUUUUUUUCUUUCUA